Parastagonospora nodorum SN15 is the source of this 837-nucleotide messenger RNA. RefSeq lists its product as hypothetical. Gene Ontology annotation, molecular function: hydrolase activity, acting on ester bonds. The transcript has a single exon. The record is from RefSeq and is a predicted model, not a curated record. NCBI's taxonomy places the organism in Eukaryota, Fungi, Ascomycota, Dothideomycetes, Pleosporales, Phaeosphaeriaceae. Bases 1 to 837 code for a protein of 278 amino acids.
AUGGUCAAAUCGACAACUUUCCUCCUUCCCCUCGCAUCCACCGCCCUUGCCGCUCCAUACGCCGCAAACAGCUCCUGGUCCGGCUGGAAGAACGUCAAGCACCUCUUCGUCUUCGGCGACUCCUACACCCAAACCGGCUUCGACGCCAAAGCCGCCCAACCCAGCCCCUCCAACCCCUUCGGCAACCCCACGUUCCCAGGAUGGACAUCCAGCAACGGCCCGAACUGGGUCGGCUUCCUGACCGCAACAUAUAACCAGAGCACCAUCCUAACAUACAACCUGGCCUCCGGCGGCGCAACCGUCGACUCUGCUCUCGUGAAGCCCUACGCGCCCACGGUAGUCUCGGUGAAGGAACAAGUCCAGACGCAAUUCCUGCCGAUUUAUAGCUCCAAGCCCGCGAGCGCGCCAUGGACGGCUGAAUCCUCACUGUUUGCGUUCUUCAUCGGCAUCAACGAUGUUGGCAAUAGCUGGUAUCUGAACAACGCCACGCUCUACGACGCCAUUUUCGCCGAGUACGCUGGACUGCUCGAUCAAGUGUACGACACUGGCGCGCGCAACUUUUUGUUCCUUAAUGUCCCGCCGGUGAACUUGAGUCCGUUGAUUACUGAAAAGGCGGAUGAUGGGUAUGCGACGGAGUAUGAGGGGAGGGUUAUUGCGGAUUGGAAUGGGAGGGUGGCGAAUAUGACGGCGCAGUUUAAAGCGAAACAUGCUGGUGUUACGGCGUUUGUGCAUGAUACGAAUGCGCUGUUUACGCAGGUUAUCAAGGACCCGAAAAGCGUGGAGCAGACGGUGGGGUAUAAGAAUACUACGGCGUUUUGCAAGGCUUAUGCAAAGUAA